Messenger RNA from Talaromyces amestolkiae, 2178 nucleotides. RefSeq lists its product as uncharacterized. NCBI's taxonomy places the organism in Eukaryota, Fungi, Ascomycota, Eurotiomycetes, Eurotiales, Trichocomaceae. The record is from RefSeq and is a predicted model, not a curated record. Bases 1 to 2178 code for a protein of 725 amino acids. The transcript has a single exon. Gene Ontology annotation, molecular function: phosphoprotein phosphatase activity.
AUGCGCGACUCACAGCGAACGAUUCACUCGCUUCCAAUGGCAGAAGAGAUCAAGGAUGUGGCUCAAUCGACGCUGCCUGAUGGACAUCGUGCUAUCCCCUCGUUUCAUGGUGGAAUGACCUACGAGAGCGCCGAAAAUGCUCAGUCCAAGAAAGUAACCGGACAAGGCCAAUGGAGCAGUUCACAACAAUCCAGACGGUCACAGCGGAUCCAGCAACCGACAGAACAAAAUACUUGGAAUAAUAACCAGCAGACGGUAUAUAAUACCAGCCAUCAGAUGGCCUAUAGCACCAAUAAUUCUUCAGCUGCAUAUUCCUUCGCACCAUACAACAACAUGAGCAACACGACGUUGAACCCAUACAUGGCAAAUACUGGAACGAUUCCUCAAAAUCCGAUCAACAACACAUCAAACUUCGGCUGGGGCGCCAUUUAUGCCACGUCUACUACUUCUCACCAAACACCCACAGCUCCUGUGAUGCAACCACUGUGGCUACAAAUGCAAUCUGCGCAACAAAUGAUGAUGCCUCAACCGACGAUAGGAGGGUUCGGUAGUGGCCAAUCGUUUUUCACCAAUUCGAAUGGCAUGCACCGGCAGCAGAUACGUCAUAUGUCUACUGAAACCUCGCCCGCGAAGGGGAGAUACGAAUACAUAAGUGGACUUCGAAGGAAAAUGUACCACUGUCUCCCUGCCAAGUACAAGACCGAUGAAUUUCUCGAGCCAGUUCAACGGCCACUGCCUAUCGAAGACUCGGAUUUAGAGUCGGUCCAUCCGAUAACCCAGAUCAGGAGAGAUGUAUGGCUCGCCGUUCCUGAAAGAUACAAAACGGAUGAACUUCAGAGGCUGUUCAAUUCGGCACGACUUAAUUCGUCUCAAGACGGAAACUCAGUCAAGUCUACAUCACUUCAGAAAGAAACCCACAGGCUCCUGUAUCUCGUACGUGCAGCGCGUAUAAGAGAAUGUGAAAAUUUACCAAAGGAGGAGAAAUAUCGGCCAACCCAUCCAGAAUCUAAUAGUCUAGAAACGAUGGAGAAACGUCAGUACGUUCGUGCCACAAGUCAACCGCCGGUGCCUCUCCCUUCAAUACUCGGUGCCGCCAAUUCGAGAAACGAAGGCUCAUCAGCAUCGGGGAAUAUAAAAUAUGUCCAUACCAAAGUCGAACCACCAAUGACCCCCUUGCCCUUGAAGUCAUACUUGGAGCAAGCAGCCAAAGAACCGAUAGACUUGCAGUUCACGCAACCGCUUCUCGUCAUUCUAGAUCUGAACGGAACACUUUUGUACCGCAGGCGCAAAGUUUUCCCACCAAAAUUCACCCGACGACCAGCACUCAACUACUUUCUCGAACGACUUACGACUCGACAUGAGGUUAUGGUAUGGUCAAGUUCUCGACCAGAUACCGUGGAUGCGAUCUGCAACGAAAUUUUUUCCACGGGUCAGAAAGAAAAACUAGUAGCAAGAUGGAGUAGGGACCAUCUUGACCUGAACAAAGAGCAAUUCAACAGCAAAGUCCAGGUCUACAAAGUACUUGAAAAGGUAUGGGCCGAUAAAGACAUCCAGGCGAAAUUCCCAACCAAAAAAGACCUAUCUGGGAAAGCAGCGUUCAACGCAAUCCGCUACACACCCGGUCUCGACAAAGAGACCGAAAUGACAGGCUUCCUGAAUAAACGCUGGGACCAAUCAAACACCGUCUUAAUUGACGAUAGCACCCUCAAAGCCGCCGCAAAUCCGUAUAACAUCAUCCAAGUCCCCGAAUUCACAAACGUGCCUAACGAGAACGACACCACGGUCCUGAAAGAACUACUCCUCAAGAUCCGUGUACUCGCAAAAUCGAACGACGUCAGCCGUCGUCUCCGCUCCCUAGGGUCAGAGGGCAUCCAAAUCCGUCGCGAAGAGGUAUUAGCAUCCGUCUCUGAAUCGGAGUCAGAAGCUCAGCAUAUCAAGCAGCAAGAAAAGAUAGAUGAAGGAAAUGGCGAGAAAGUCGUGGGAUCGACUGAAGUCUUUGAAACAGACAACAAAAUUGUGCCCAUUUCGUUACCUCCUCAACCGACGUCUGGAUCUGGAUCUAAAAGGGCGAGAGCCAAAGCGGAGAAGGCGGCACGGAAGGCGAAGAAGAAGCAGGUGAAGAAGCAGGCCUUGCCUGAUGCGUCGAGGGAGGUAGAGGGUGGACCUUCAACACUUUAG